This is a messenger RNA of Sclerotinia sclerotiorum 1980 UF-70, 156 nucleotides long. RefSeq lists its product with no specific name. The transcript is spliced from 2 exons. The record is from RefSeq and is a predicted model, not a curated record. Bases 1 to 156 code for a protein of 51 amino acids. Lineage: Eukaryota; Fungi; Ascomycota; Leotiomycetes; Helotiales; Sclerotiniaceae.
AUGCCGAACAUUGAGGAUAUGAUCAACUGGCCUAGAUACAACAUAGUUCUGAGUAUAUUGGAUGAACAGAAAGGAGAUAAUAGCUGCGGAUAUUAUGAUGUAGUAACUUCCCCAAUGAAAAACACUCUUUCAACGUUGUGGGUCACCUUGACCUGA